AUGCAGUUCAAGUCUUUUUGCUUCCUUCUCUCAGCCGUGGCUUCGGCCGUUGCCGAGCUGAAGCUCGAGAAUAGAGGUCCAGGAGACGACACUUACUCGGCGGCGAUGGCAAGCCUCGAAUCCAACACAGACCUUGCCCAGACGGCAACCGCGACCGAUUUCGAACUGCCCACCGAUAUGCCCACCGAAAUGCCCGGAGAUUUCAAGAUGCCGCCCAGCUCGAUCAUCUCGGUGCUUAUGACUGCAGUCCCUCCUUCUUUUUACUCACAGAUGGGAGACCCGGAUGCUCGCUCGUCGGUAUUUAACGACAUCCACGGCGGCCACUAUCCGGACUGGUACAACGAGCUGCCUAACAGCGUCAAGACCUACAUCUCCACGGCUUAUCAGACCGAUGGCCCCAGUAAGCCCACUGGUGAUUCCACCACUACCGGUUCUUCCUCUUCCGAAACGGGCUCCGGCUCGAGCACCAAGGAGGGUUCCAGCUCGGGCUCCAGCACGGACUCGGGUUCCACAUCUUCUUUGCCUUCUGCCACUUCUGAGAGCAUCGCCGUCCCUACUGGAGCUGUUGCCGCUAGUCUGGCUGGUGUCGCUGGUGUUCUGGGCCUGGCUAUUGUGCUCUGA
Messenger RNA from Aspergillus candidus, 621 nucleotides. RefSeq lists its product as uncharacterized. The record is from RefSeq and is a predicted model, not a curated record. The transcript has 2 exons. NCBI's taxonomy places the organism in Eukaryota, Fungi, Ascomycota, Eurotiomycetes, Eurotiales, Aspergillaceae. The coding region runs from base 1 to 621 and encodes 206 amino acids.